CUACCGCAAACCUCCGGGCCGUUCCAGGAGCUUGCUGCAUAUAUUCAGGGAGUUUACGACAAGGUCGAAAAACGUUCUUCCUUUGAUAGAGAGCAAUCUCCAAAAAUUGAAGUUUAGCUAUCACACCAACGACGCUAAGCCUACAGACCGUCGUCAUGCCCUCCACACAAUUCAACUUCAAAGAAAGGUACAGAUAUCAGAAUGGCUUCGCCUCCUACCAUGAAUCAGAAGCAGUGGAGGGCGCGCUGCCCGUUGGCGCGAACUCACCACAGAAGCCUCCACUAGGGCUCUACGCCGAGAAGCUCUCAGGCACAGCCUUCACAGCUCCACGACACAAGAACCAGCAGUCAUGGCUCUAUCGCAUACUGCCCUCAUGCGGUCAUAGCAAUUUCGAGGCGCGAGAGUCAAGCACUUUCAACACCAACCCAGAGAACAAGCCAUGGGAGGAAAUCCACUUCAUCCCCAACCAACUACGAUGGGACCCCUUCGACCUUGACGAGACAGUAGACUGGGUCCACUCGUUGCACCUCGUUGCUGGUGCUGGAGAUCCCACCAUGAAGACUGGCGUUGGUUACUUCAUCUACGCAGCAGGCAAAGACAUGGCAGCAAACGAAGCGUUCUACUCCGCAGAUGGUGACUUCCUCAUCGUCCCCCAGCACGGCGUCCUCGAUAUCCAGACCGAACUGGGCCGCCUCGUCGUCCGCCCCAACGAGAUCUGCGUGAUCCCCCGCGGCAUCAGGUACCGCGUCACACUCCCCGACGGCCCUGUCCGAGGCUACAUCCUCGAGCUCUACGAGGGCCACUUCGAGCUGCCCGAACUCGGUCCCAUCGGCUCCAACUGUCUAGCCAAUGCGCGCGACUUCCAAGCGCCCGUCGCCGACUUCGACGAAGACACCAACAACUCCUGGACCAUACUGGCCAAAUUCGCCGGCCACCUGUACGCAGCAAAACAGGACCACACACCCUUCGACGUCGUCGCCUGGCAUGGCCUCUACUACCCUUACAAGUACGAUCUUGGCCGCUUCAACACCAUGGGCAGCGUAUCCUAUGACCACCCCGACCCCUCCAUCUACACGGUCCUGACAUGCCAGAGCGCCUCUCCGGGAACCGCAAUCGCAGACUUCGUCAUCUUCCCCCCUCGCUGGCUCGUCGCGGAAGACACUUUCCGCCCACCCUGGUACCACCGCAACACGAUGUCCGAAUUCAUGGGCCUAAUCCACGGACAAUACGAUGCCAAAACAGGGGGUGGUUUCCAGCCCGCCGGCGCAUCAUUGCACAACGUGAUGUCCGGCCACGGCCCCGACGCUUCCACACAUGAAAAGGCGUCGAAUGCGGAGCUGGCGCCGCAUAAGGUAGGUGAGGGCAGUAUGGCGUUUAUGUUUGAGAGUUGCUUGAUGAUUGGGGUGACGGACUGGGGGCUGAAGAAGUGCCAGAAGGUGCAGGAGGAUUAUAAUGCAGAGAGCUGGGAGCCUCUGAAGCCGCAUUUUAAGCUGAAGCCGGGGCAGAAAAUUGACAAUGGGCUGAAAUCUAUUGCCAACGGUACUGAGGGGGACAAAGCGCAGGUGCCGCACUACACCUAGGUUAGGGCUGAGAGAUUGAUGCUGUAGUAUACCAAUGACGAUUUCAUGAAACUUUCAAA
Macroventuria anomochaeta is the source of this 1639-nucleotide messenger RNA. RefSeq names its product homogentisate 1,2-dioxygenase. Gene Ontology annotation, cellular component: cytoplasm. The coding region runs from base 156 to 1580 and encodes 474 amino acids. Gene Ontology annotation, molecular function: homogentisate 1,2-dioxygenase activity. Gene Ontology annotation, biological process: L-phenylalanine catabolic process. The record is from RefSeq and is a predicted model, not a curated record. Lineage: Eukaryota; Fungi; Ascomycota; Dothideomycetes; Pleosporales; Didymellaceae. The transcript has 2 exons.